UCAGUUCAACAGACCUAAGCUAGUUUUCUUCGAAAGCCAUACUAGUAUGAGCAUCAAGAACAGAACUUCCUCUGUCAUCCAAUUCUGGCAGCGCGCACAUUAUGACCCCUCAAAGCCAUUGCUCGACCGUUCGAUGGAACUUGGCUUAAUGACCGAUUUCAAUGUCUGCGCGCAAUGCCUCAUCGGCUGCUGCGUCGGGGUCAGCAAGGGGGCCAACAAAUUGGCCCUUCCAUCUCCGCCAGUCCAGCAAGUCGAGCCAUGACCACGCCCUCGAGCAUCAUCCCUACUCGAAUUCGCCCGCCGGUACUGCAUCGAGCAACUCCACCAUUCGCGAUGGCGCCUCGUCCCGCCUGCUCGCCGAGCGAAGAUGGACCGUCACCGUCAACGAGUCGUUUGCCCGUGACGAGGUGCUUCUCAACCUCGACCUGAUCGGCCGCGACAUCAAACCGGGCAGCCUCGUGGCUAUCGACGUCUUGAAGGCCGACUCGGAAAAAGCGACGCACAAUUCGCACCAUAAGCAGGACCGCAAGGAUGGAUGUUCCGCAGCCUGCCCCGAACGCCGCUACAUCUGCGUCGCCAAGGGCAUGCCCAAGGAACUGAGGACGCGUUACUCCUCCGUCGAGGUGUACGUCGCAAAGCACAUUGCUGACGCAUUUGGCAUGAAAAAAGGCACCCAAGUCACUCUGACUCCGAUUGACGCCAGUAACCCGGCCGUAGAGGCGUCCCAUGUCGAGCUUUGCUUCAAAGACCAGUACCUCUCGAGAGCUGACAUGUGGCGCAUGGCCGUCGGAGAGCUGGCCGAGAGGACCGUCUACAAGGGUCAGAUGGUCUUGUUCCUAGGCACCGUCAAGGCCCAGGUGACCACCGUUUAUGUCGACGGCCGCAAGGUGCAGUCCGCUUUCUUUGGCCGCGACACCAAGCCCAUCUUCCGCAGCGAGUCUGCUCGCUACGUGCUCUUCAUCCAAAUGGCCCGUGAGAUGUGGGACUUUGACCCUGAUGGCUCCGGCGAGAUCACAUUCAACAAGGUUGUCAACGGCUUCCUCCCCGCCCUGUUCAAGAAGUGGGCCGCCUUGAAGGUGAAGCACCUUGUGACCAUCGUCUUAUUCGCUCGCGUCGAGUAUGACACCGGCAUUUCCACCGAGUUGGCAUGCGCUCCGGUCCACCAUGACUACUACAGUGGCGUUCAGACCUCAGAAGACCGCCGUCCCUACAAGGACUUCUACCGCGUCGUUGUCAGCGAGAUGGGCAGCGGAGAAUGGACCAAGAUACUGCACCAGCUCAAGCGCGAGUUUAACUAUUUCCGCAAAGACAUUAGCACAUAUCACCAGCAAGCCAUGGCAUCGUCCGCCGCUUCCGAUGAUGCUGGCGAUCAAGAGGUGCUGCUGAACAGGAUAAAGGCUGAGCCCUCGCGAGCCAUUCACGGAAACGUUCUUGAAGCCAUCAACAUGGCCUCGUCCUUGUACGCUCAUGAUUACAUCGAUCGGGAUUUGACUAGGACUGGCGUCUCUGUCGCAAUCAUCAGUCCCAGCGCUGGCGUGUUUGAAGUCGAGUACGACGCCCUGCGCCGCACGACCGAGGCGCUUGUGGGCAACGGCAUCGGCAUUGACCUGAUCUGCAUUCCAAAGGUGCCACUUCAUUCUGUGCCACUUUUUCGGUACCGCAACCCGCAUCCAUCCGGUCCUGCGCGGCGCAAAAACAAGGUAGACUUCAGCCAGGGGAGCACACCAAAGCAGCACGCUCUGCAGAUUGGGAGCUACAGCAGCCUUGCAGGUUCUUACUCGCCGAGCAAAAGGACCGACAACAGCCGUCAUGCCGAUGCUUCCGGCCCUGGCCCCUCCCAGGAUCAGUGGGUGUCCGCUAUACCGCAGUGGCUUCAUAUCUCGUACUGGACCGGUGCCUCAGAAGAAGAAUUGUCUUAUCAAGGGAUUGCAUUAUCUGUUUCAGAUGUCGCACAACCCCUGUCUGGCGACGAGUUCCCCAUCCGUUGCCGCAUGUAUGACCUGCAGAUGCGGAGCGUCAUGGAGACGAACGAGAUCGAGACCAAGCCACUACAUAUGGACCCUUGCUUUCCCACCAAGGCAGCCCUCGCAAGCCAUAUUUCCAAACCACACUUUGACCUCGACGGCAAUGUCCUUGUUCGAAAUGUGCGGGUGCCAGAGACCCUGUUUGACCACGUCUUUGGCUUUCAGAAGUUUGCUCCGGACAGACACAAUAAACUUGGAGAGCGAUCCCUGUGGAAGCAGUUGCAAGAGUACGACGACUGCAAGGCGCGUCUGCCCUCCCGUCGGAGUGCCAGUUAUCCGAGGCAUGGCCGUGAACAUGAUGAGACCCCUAGGCGGCAGAUCUUGGAAGAUACUAACCUUCUCGGGACAUCAUUUUCAGAGCGGAGGCCCUCAACAGCCAUCCAACAACCCCUAGCGGACUUUCCUCCGAUUCAUCGACCAAACUCGGAGAGAAUCGAGGUUCCGUCAGGCCCUCGCAGGAGUACAAGCUUCGAGCCCAGGAAGCCGGAAGCCAAGACGUCGUCGUCGAUCAUGAAAACGCCCAAGCUCAUGCGCCACAUUAGCCUGGGUAAUCGGGGCUUCGGUAUUGCAGCUCCAAAGGCGGCUACUGCUGAGGUGAGCAUGGAAAGUGUGGGCGCUUCUAAGACUGUGACGCCGUCCCGCAGUUCACAAGACCUGCGUGCGACACCGGCGAAGAGAGCUCAGCGACCAUCUUCGUCUCAUAGGUUGGCGUCAGGAACUCCCACUCCAACCCUCUCGCAACCAGUUGCAUCCCCGUUUUCAUUCGCACCAGGGCCGCAGUUUCCUCCCGAAACGCCGACCCGGCCCAUUGUCAUAAGGAACAAUCACCUAGCAAGCGAGUCUGCCGCCAGCAUGCUGUCUGGCUCGACCCUCGCAGCCACGCUCCGCCCAGAGCCUGUUGGGCAGGACCGUGACUUUCGGUAUUCGAACGCCAUCCGAGCAGAGGACGAGAAGAAGCUUUACAACUCCAAGCUGCUCGCGGGAGCCAUACCGGAACUGCCGUCUACUUUGUCACCGAAGACGGCUCUCUCGCCAUGGUUGACUUUGCUCAACCCUUCGAACCCGGACCCCAAUGAUGUUGACAUGGCCAUGCUGUACAGCCGUUGGCAACACGUUUUUCCUAGGCCCCAGGAAAUGAGGGUUAUGAAGUGGAAGAGCCUGUGUUCGCCGGCCGCCGUGCCGUUGACGUCCGAGUACUUCCCGUCCAAAGCGCAGUUUGAAGCCGAGUACGAGCGCCAGCCUUACAAUGUGUCUCAGAAUCUUGACGAGGAGCUGUUGGAGGAACCGAGGUCCCGCGACGAAUUGCUGCGGGAGCUGGUUAGUCUACGGUUCUCACAGGGGUUCCAGAUUGUCGUUGGCCCGGCUGUCGCAAAGGCUCUCGGCCAGAAACAGGUCAAAGUUGCCGACAUUUUCUCGAGAGACCACUUAAUGGAGGACGGGACGAGUAUAUUCAUGUCGGUCGGCAACACGAUACACCAGCUUUCAUGCGUCAACGGUAGCGAGGUGGAAGUUAAUAUCUUCGUUCGAAAGCCGACGGACUCGAUGCCAGAAUCCUUCAGCGAGCCGACAUUGUACAAGCCGGCGAUCCGGACGCUGCUGGAUGUCGGGUACAGGACGAGCGAGUUUGAUCCCGUCCCGCGGAAAGAUGAGAGGAACUGGAAUUACAUUGAUGCAUAUGUCGCAGGACACAACGACGAGCUGACAGAGCAUCUCCGGUUCUGGCGUGCCAGGUUUGUCUUGAUUCCCAUGACGGGCCGGCGCUCCUCUGUUCCGGGGACUGAGAACGGUGACAAUGAAGAAGAGAUUCGCAUCGAGGGCAUCAGGAAACUAGCCCAAGCGUGGCAGAGACAUCGCUAUAUUCCUCCGAACGAAGGGCGGCUGCAGGGCUCAGGACCUCGCAGGAAGAAAGACGUGAACCCGCUAGACAUCGUCUACAAAACGGAGGACGCCUCGGUGGUCAUUGCCGCCGAGCUCGAGACCCUGCCUCUCUUGGAGGGAGUCGACCGCAGAGGACAGCUCGUGAGGAGCCGGGAGCCGUUCUCCAAAAAAAACAUCAAUCUGGCGGCGCUCGCCGAAGCUAUCCAGCAGCCGGUGGAGAGUGGAGGCGUGCGAAUGCAGAACCGCCGAUGGCACUUCCGGCUGCAUUACAACUGCUUCAUCGGCUCGGAUAUGACGAGCUGGCUGCUGGACAAUUUUGAUGACCUGGAAGACCGCGAAGAGGCCGAGGCUCUGGGCAACCGGCUCAUGUGUCCCGACGAGAAGGACAAAGAUGGGAAGCGGGACGGCUUGUUUGUCCAUGUCGAGAAACGACACCCGUUCCGAGACGGACAGUACUUUUACCAGAUUAGCAGCGAGUAUGCGAAGCCGCACCCACCCGGCUGGUUUAACAGCAAACGCGGUCAGGGGUCGGUGCCUUCAACGCCGAUGGGGGAGCAGGCUCCGCGAGAGGGACGUUCAACCUUUCCCCGGCCAAUGUCGAUCAACGAAGAGAGCUCGUCAACGUCGGGCUCGACAACGCCAACGGCGCCACAUGCACCAACCGGAGGGAAGAAGCCGAAAGUGAUGCUCAGCAGGGUCAUCAAGUACGAUGUGGACCACAGGAGGCGGUCGUAUCGCCCUGAGAUCGUGGAACUGCAUUACGACAGGCUGCAUAAUCCAGACAACUGUUAUCACAUCCGCGUCGACUGGAUGAACGUGACGGCGAAGCUAGUGGAAGACGCCAUCGAGAACUGGGGGCGCGAGGCAGCUCAAUACGGGCUUCGGCUUGUCGAGGUGCCUAUUGCCGAGGCGUGCGCCAUCAGCGAAAUCAACCCAUUUCGGCGGCCGUACGUGAUCAAGCUGGCCGCCCCGCCUCCAGAUCAGUCACCUCUCACCUACUACGACCCAACCUCAUUCGCGCCACAGGCACAGCCGGGGCGUCAUUUCUACCAGAAGGCGAUCCUCCGCAAAUUCGACUUUGUCCUUGACAUGGAGGCCGCGUCCAACUUUCCCGGUAAUGUGGACGUGUCUUACUCGUGGGGCAAGCCCGAUUUCAAGUACAUGCAGUACAUUCACCGGUCAGGCUCGAUCCUCGCCGAAAUCACCGAUGACGGCGACCUUCUAAUCCUGGCCAACCGCCAGUACAGCAGCCGUGCUGCGGCGGCACGGGAGCGGGAAAUGCAAAAGGAAAACCGCGGCGAGCAGCAGCAGCAGCAGGGACCACCGCCACCACUAGCUGGCAGCACGUUGUCGGGCGGCGGCACCGUCCAUGUCGUCACGCCAGGCUCCUACAACGCGGCCUACGGCGUCCGCGGCUCAACACCCGUCUCAUCCCCGGCUUUAAAACCAACCACCGCAACCUCAUCCCUGCUCUCCCCGGUCGUCCGCCCCGCCGCCGUGUCGGCGCCAAAUAGCAGCACCUCGAACAUGCCAGGCCAAGGCCAACAAUUACUCAAACCAGGCCCGCCCUCAACAGCACCAGGUGCUGCUGCUUCUAGCGGGGCUGGGGGAGGAACGGCAGCGUGGUCGACGUGGACGGCGCAGGAGCCCGAGUGGAUCAAGGACGAGUUAGAGGCGUUCUGUCGGGACGCGCACGCGCUCGAGGCGUUCUACAGGGAGCUCAAGACGGCUGCGCCGGCGACAACGAGCGCCGGCGGGGCGGCCAUGACGCCUGCCUUUUCUGCUGCUACUUCUGCUGCUGGUGAAGCCGUUGCGCUGCCAGAGGCGAAUAUUCCCGUUCUAGGCUUGCCGCCUAAUGUGCUGGCUGCUUCGGCUGCUGCUCCGGCUACGUCGGCGGCGGCCGGGACCGGGGAGAUGGGAACGUCAGUGGUCGGGCAUGGGGUUAAUCCCAGGGCGGCGAGUCCCAGCCCCGCCUUCAUGUCGGCGAGUCAGUUGUUGAGGAGGGGGAGCGUGCAGUAUGAGGGGAUAUGGGGAGGUUUGAGGGGUGGGGCACAGGAGAAGGAAAAGGAUAAGAAGGAGACGGCUUGGGUGGGCGCCGAUGUCAAGGCUGAUGGAAAUCGAUAG
Parathielavia appendiculata is the source of this 6026-nucleotide messenger RNA. RefSeq lists its product as uncharacterized. Lineage: Eukaryota; Fungi; Ascomycota; Sordariomycetes; Sordariales; Chaetomiaceae. Gene Ontology annotation, biological process: positive regulation of autophagy; negative regulation of TORC1 signaling; intracellular signal transduction. Bases 162 to 6026 code for a protein of 1954 amino acids. The transcript has 2 exons. Gene Ontology annotation, molecular function: GTPase activator activity. Gene Ontology annotation, cellular component: GATOR1 complex. The record is from RefSeq and is a predicted model, not a curated record.